Argentina anserina (silverweed cinquefoil) is the source of this 2082-nucleotide messenger RNA. Its product is annotated as KH domain-containing protein HEN4. NCBI's taxonomy places the organism in Eukaryota, Viridiplantae, Streptophyta, Magnoliopsida, Rosales, Rosaceae. The transcript is spliced from 8 exons. Gene Ontology annotation, biological process: regulation of gene expression. The coding region runs from base 130 to 1770 and encodes 546 amino acids. Gene Ontology annotation, molecular function: mRNA binding. The record is from RefSeq and is a predicted model, not a curated record. Gene Ontology annotation, cellular component: nucleus; cytoplasm.
AUAAGAAACUAAAAUUUCCAAAAUAAAUAAAGUGCGGUCAAAACCCUAGAAAUCUAAAUCUAAAUCGGAGAUCUACACCUCCAUAAUCUCCAAUCCACAGUCGCAGUCUGAAUCUCCAAAAGAUAAUCCAUGGCUGGCCAGAGGAAUAGUUACGGCAAACGUUCCCAUUCACAGUCCGAUUACUCCGACAACGGCGGAGGAAAGAGAAGACACCCCGGCGAGGAGAGGGAGCAGUUCAUCAUCGACGCCGAGGACACAGUCUACCGCUACCUCUGCCCGGUGAAGAAAAUCGGCAGCAUAAUCGGGAGAGGCGGCGAGAUCGUGAAGCAGCUCAGGGUCGACACCAAGUCCAAGAUUCGGAUCGGCGAAACGGUUCCCGGCGCCGACGAGAGAGUCGUGACUAUCUACAGCGCCAGCGACGAGACCAAUGGCUUUGAGGACAGUGGAAACUUCGUGGCGCCGGCGCAGGAUGCUCUGUUUCGGGUUCAUGAUCGGGUUAUUGCUGAGGAUACUCAUGCCGAUGAGGAGAUGGAUGCGACUCAUCAUGUUACGGCGAGGCUGCUGGUGCCGUCGGAUCAGAUUGGUUGCAUAAUUGGGAAAGGAGGGCAGAUAGUUCAGACUAUUCGGAGCGAAACCGGAGCGCAAAUUCGGAUACUUAAGGAUGAUCACUUGCCUGCUUGUGCAUUGAACUCCGAUGAACUGGUGCAGGUAUCUGGGGAAGCUCCACUUGUUAAGAAGGCGCUUUUCCAAAUUGCAUCUCGCCUUCAUGAUAAUCCAUCUCGGUCUCAGAAUUUGCUUACGUCUUCGGUGCCUAUGUACGCUUCUGGUGGUUCUCUCAUGGGUCCAAAUGGUGGUGGGCCUAUAGUUGGGCUAGCGCCGCUGAUGGGUCCGUAUGGAGGAGGUUAUAAAGGUGAUGUUGGAGACUGGUCACGCUCCUUGUACUCGGCUCCUAGAGAUGAAGGUUCUUCAAAAGAAUUCUCUCUUCGCAUGAUUUGUCCCACUGCCAAUAUUGGAGGUGUGAUUGGGAAGGGUGGUGUCAUCAUUAAUCAAAUCAGACAGGAAUCUGGGGCUGCUAUAAAAGUUGAUAGUUCACAAUCUGAAGGCGAUGAUUGCUUAAUAACUGUUACUGCAAAAGAGUAUUUCGAAGAUCAAUACUCGUCGGUUGUGGAAGCAGCAGUGCGUUUGCAACCCAGGUGCAGUGACAAAGUUGAAAGGGAUUCAGGAAUCCUCUCAUUUACAACUCGCAUACUUGUUCCAACCUCAAGAAUUGGCUGCCUUAUUGGUAAAGGAGGAUCUAUUGUUACUGAGAUGAGGAGACUAACUAAAGCUAAUAUUCGCAUACUUUCCAAAGAAAAUCUUCCCAAAAUAGCAGCCGAAGAUGAUGAAAUGGUGCAGAUUUCUGGAGACCUUGAUAUUGCUAAGGAAGCUCUUAUACAUGUUGUGACACGAUUGAGGGCAAACCUUUUUGAUAGGGAAGGUGCAGUGUCUGCAUUCCUUCCAACAGUUCUGCCAUAUCUUCCUGUGGGAGGAGAUGCGGCAGAUGGUUCAAAUUAUGACAGUAGAGAUGGAAAAAGACAUGGACGUUAUGGUGGUUAUGGUGGCUCAAGUGAUUUUGCAGCUAGUGACAGUUACGGAAGUUAUGGUGGUUCGCAGGUUGGCGGCAGUGGCAGCCCAUAUGGAGCUUAUGGAGCUUAUUCUUCUGGGCGUACUGGUAGUUCUGGGUUAUCUAGCCAGAACCCUGGUUCUCGGCGGAGAAACUAUGGUUACUAGAAUUGUUGGUACCAGCAGCUGAGUUCUAUGAAGCCCGAAGCUAGCCUACUGCCUGCCUAAACCGGAAGAUGAACCAGCAUAUGAUAUAGUCAUGGCCCACCUUGACGCUUCUACUUAAAAGGCCAAGAAACCAAAUUUACCAAGCUUUAAUAUCUGUGUUCCCUAGAACCCAGUUAGCCAGCAUGCCUAUACGGCUGUUUUCCCUGUACACUUCUAUGAUUAUGAAGCAUGAUACUUCCGACUUCCCCUUGUGCUACUCUUUAAUCUUUUGAGCUUUUCAGCUAUAUUUAUUACUUCCGACUUCCGGGUGUU